Messenger RNA from Rhododendron vialii, 733 nucleotides. RefSeq lists its product as uncharacterized. Bases 132 to 527 code for a protein of 131 amino acids. The record is from RefSeq and is a predicted model, not a curated record. The transcript has 2 exons. Lineage: Eukaryota; Viridiplantae; Streptophyta; Magnoliopsida; Ericales; Ericaceae.
CAUCCCAACACUAUCCACUCACACCAAAGCUGUUUUCUGCACCCAAGAUUUGAGCUUCAAAAAUGUCGAAUUCAUUUUUUGAAACUGAAAAGAAGAAAACACCCAUAUAGGCUAUAGCUAUAUAUGCAGUAAUGGCCCAGACAUUAACCCAAUUACCUGCUCCCAAUGUACCACCCAUCUCAACAACAUCCAGGAAGAAGACCCAUCUUUCAUCCUUAGGGUUUCAGAGAGUUUGGGCUUGUCAUCAUCAAUGUCCUGAUCAAGCCAUAGACCAUAGAAUUGUCGACCGCAGGACUAUUGCCUUGGGCUUGGCUGGUGCAGUGCUCGGCUUGACGAUUAACAACAAGAACGCAAACGCUGCCGCCAGAAGGCCUCCUCCGCCUCCUCCGACGGAGAAAAAGGACCCGAAUGUGAGCGGAGUUCAGGCCAAAGUCUUGGCUAGCAAGAAGAGGAAGGAAGCCAUGAAGGACGCCACGGCGAAGCUAAGAGAGAGAGGAAAGCCCGUUGGUGGUGGCCCUUCUGAAUAGUUUUUGCAAAUUAUACUAAGUACUAUCUCGUUCCAAUGGAGAGAGGAUUAGUUCUCUGGUGGUGAAAAUAUGCUGUGGACAACGUUUCUUGUUCAUUUGGACAAGUGAUUUUUUCCUGUGAAAGUAGUGGAUAUUUGUUAGGCCUCAUUUGGUCUUUUUAUUUUAGGUUUUUAUGAUCGUUUAUAUGACUGUUUUUACUGGUUUUA